UUACACACCAAACAUAAUUGAAACGGUGGCACUGAAGAUUUCAACUGAUUCGAAUAGCACAUUAAAAAAGGUGCGCGUUCAAUUGGCGAAAACAAAGUGGCGCGCGCGGAGAAAAUUUGAGAUCUUCUAGAAAAACGGAAGAGCGACAAGGCUAUUUAAAGACCUCCAGCAGGAAAUUUCUAGAACUUCGCGAACAGACGUCUGACUAGGCAUCGAGCUGAAAUUUUCUGUAGAUUGGUGAGGCCUCUAGACUCUAUGUACACCACAUCGUUGAUUGAACAAUCAUACAAUCACCAUCACGAUGUCCAGAGUAGAAGAGACGAGAGACAGACUGAAAACAAUCGGCGUCCUAGGCUUCCCAUUCUCGAAAGGACAGCCCCGAGCAGGAGCGGAGCAGGGCCCGAGUGCUCUGAGAGAAGCUGGGCUCAUAAGUGACCUCGAAGCUCUAGGUCGGAGAGUUAUCGAUCAUGGCGAUGUUGCCAUUAAAGACAUUGAACUAGAUGAACCAGUUCUAAAUGUGAAAAACUCCAAAUCUGUUGGAGAGAAUAACAGGAAGCUGUCCAAAAGGGUAGCCCAGAUUCUGGGCUCCAACCAACAAGUUCUCCUGUUGGGCGGGGACCACAGCAUGGCCAUAGGGUCAAUUCACGGCCACGCCCAGGUCGAGAAGAACCUGGUGGUCGUGUGGGUGGACGCCCACGCCGACAUCAACACGCCUCUGACGUCAUCCAGCGGGAACAUCCACGGCAUGCCGCUGUCGUUUCUGGUGAAGGAGCUGGAGAGACACGUCCCGAAGAUUGAGGCGUUUGACUGGGUUAAGCCUUGCAUCUCAUCACGUGACCUGGUCUACAUUGCCCUCAGGGACGUUGACCCCGGGGAGAGGAAGAUUAUCGAUGAUCUUGGCAUCUGCUGCUUCUCCAUGCAUGAGGUGGACAAAUAUGGCAUCCGUGACGUCCUUGACCGCGCACUGUUUCACGUGGACCCAAGUGGCAAACGCCCAAUCCACCUGAGCUUUGAUGUGGACGGUAUCGAUCCUGAAUUUACUCCAUCCACAGGAACACCAGUACCUGGAGGUUUAACCAUGCGUGAAGCCAACUACAUCGCCGAAGAGAUCUGCCUCACAGGUCGUCUGUCUGUCGUUGACAUUGCGGAAGUGAACCCCCUGCUGAGUCAACAUGUCAAGGAUGGAGCCGAGAAGACGGCGUCCAACACCGUGCAGCUCAUCACCAAGUUCUUUGGGCGGAAGCGACAGGGCAACUACCCAGAGGGCUACAGGAUCCCCCUGCCCUGAGGUCACUUCCCAGUGGCGUCAUACCCCUGUGAUGAUUUUAGUUCUGACGUCAUUAACCUGGUGAGAAAUGAAACUGACGUCAUGAACAUUUUGAGAAUUUUUGUAAUAUUUUUGUAAAUUCCAAAUUUGGAAGAAGAAGAAAAACGAACACAUUUCACAGCGUGAUUUUUCUGUUUUUAAUUUUAAAAAAGGCAGUGAUUUUUUGUUAGAAGUGCUUUAAUUUUUUAUAUACGCAGCUUUUUUAUACUGAAUUUAAAAUGUAAAUUUUUUUCAUAAGGUAUUUUUUGUAGCCUACAUACAUAUUUUCCCAUUAUUUAAAUAAUUUCAAAUUUAAGAAAGUGGGUUUUUUUUCUUUUAAUUUUUGGAAAGUUGUUAAUUUUGCAAAUAUUUUUUUUUAAUAUUUACCGCAAUUGAAUUAUAAAUUACAUUUAAAAAAAUAAUUAAUUACUGAUUCCCCUGUACGUGCAAGUAAUGGCCCUUUUUGGAAUAAGAUACUGAUAUAGCUGCAAGGGAAACAACCGUUGAUGCUUUUACAACACUUAUCAUCAAUGAUUCCUUUAAAAAAAUAAGUGUUUCCCUACAUUUUGUUAUUAGUAAAUUAGGUGUUUAUUCACAAGUUUCAUUAAUACAUUAUUUUUUUUAUUAAGUUACAAUACCUGAUGUAGUCCUUAAGUUGAAACAGUUGUUUUAAUUUGUUUUACCAGUUUUCACCAAAUCAUACCCAUGUGAUACAUUCACCCAACUAUACCUAUGUGAUAUAUGUAUAGCAUAAAGUGUGAUUUAUUUUUUAGAUACAUUUUAUACGCUUCAUUUUUAGAGCUGUUAUUUUUGUUUUUAUGCAGAGAUUUUAAAUCUUGCAAAAAGAAAUAUCACUUGGAAAUCUUUAGAUUUUACCCUGUAAAAAUGGAUGCUAUCCUAAAAUGUAUACAAGAGUAACAUACAUCCGGUUGAUUUAAACUGUUUAAACUUAAUUCUUUCCAGAAAAUAAUAUUUUUUUGUUCAUCAUUCCUGAACUAACAAAUUCGUUUAUAUCUUUAUGAUAAGAAGUUUGUUAAUGAUUUUAGUCAUCAAGAAAAUAGUUUACAUUUACCAAACACUUUUUUGUGUUUGACAUCGGGAAAAAUAAAAAGUUAAUUUCUAAUUAUUUACCUAUUAAUUUUUUAGAUAAUUAUUUUUAAUAUACAUUUUUAAAUUCACUCAAUAACUAACUUCAUGUUAAAUCAGUUUAGUGAAUACUUAAUUAGCAACAAAAUUAAAUGUGGACACCAUUUUAAAAACAAAUUAUAAAACACCAAUAGAAAAUAUGUGAUCUGUCUUUUAAGGAAACAUUUUUUUUUUAAAUUUGAUCAUUGAACACUCAAGAGCUAAGAAAUAUAAUCAUGGCAGCUUUAAAAUUAAAAAGUUUAUUAGAACAUUUCCAUUUUGUUUAUAUUGUUAUGAAAUGAAAAGUUCAAUAAAUACCGGUGAUACAAAAG
Molecule: messenger RNA, 2763 nt
Organism: Physella acuta
Lineage: Eukaryota; Metazoa; Mollusca; Gastropoda; Physidae
Product: arginase-1
Cellular component (GO): cytoplasm; cytosol; nucleus
Molecular function (GO): arginase activity; manganese ion binding
Source: RefSeq, a predicted model, not a curated record